Messenger RNA from Oryza brachyantha (malo sina), 1621 nucleotides. RefSeq lists its product as uncharacterized. The transcript is spliced from 2 exons. Bases 443 to 1189 code for a protein of 248 amino acids. NCBI's taxonomy places the organism in Eukaryota, Viridiplantae, Streptophyta, Magnoliopsida, Poales, Poaceae. The record is from RefSeq and is a predicted model, not a curated record.
UUCACUAUCAAGACGUUGAUCUUUCUAGUCCUGCCAAUUUGCUAGCUACAGGUCAGAUGGCAAUUGACCACCCCCUCCCCAUCCAGGCAUCCAGCAGACGCGUGGGUCGCAGGCUACGGUUUCUUGGUUCCCAGUUCAAAGAGUUUGCUUUUACGGCUUGUUUGGCAUGAAUAAUUGGGAAAAGGAACGAAUACAAGCCAAGAAAAAAAUUGGAAUGAAUGAAUGUGUAUUGGGAGGAGGGAGGGAGGAAUGAAUGCGAGUCAAGAGAUUGUGUGUAUAGUCUGAAUUCUAACUCUGCAGCAAGCAACGAUUGGGAAGGAGAUCGUGCUUUGCCACCAUUGACGUCUCAGUGGCCUCAAGUCAUAAGAGCAUCUCUGUCUAUAGCACUAGCUAAGUCAGUUGAGCGGUGCAGAGGCUUGAGGGAGCAGAGGAAGCAUCGGCCAUGGUCCGGGAGGAGAAGCUCGACCUGGUGCUGGUCCCGCUCGGCCUGGCGGUGCUUGCCGUCUACCACGCGUGGCUCCUCUACGCCGUCCUCCGCCACCCCACCCGCACCGUCGUCGGCCUCAACGCCCUCGCCCGCAAGCGCUGGGUCACCGUCAUGAUGGCCAACACGGAGAAGAACGGGGUGCUGGCCGUGCAGACGCUGCGGAACAACAUCAUGGCGUCGACGGUGCUGGCGACGACGGCCAUCACGCUCGUCUCCGUCAUCAGCGUCUUCCUCGGCGCAACGGCGGGUCGGCCCCCGGCGUCCCCUUCGUCCUCGUCGUCGGGGGCGCCGCUGCUGGUGUACGGGAGCAAGACCGGGGAGGUGUUCGCGGUCAAGUACCUGGCCAUCUCGCUCUGCUUCAUGCUCGCCUUCGUCUGCAACGUGCAGGCCAUCCGCCUGUACGCGCACGCCAGCUUCCUCCUCGGCCUGCCGCCCGUGCCCGCCGGCGAGGGGGAGGCGGUGGCGCGGGAGGAGUUCGCGGCGUACGUGGCCCGGACGGUGAACCGGGGGAGCCACUCCUGGUCGCUGGGCCUCCGCGCCUUCUACGUGUCGCUCGCGCUCUUCAUGUGGACAUUCGGGGCCAUCCCGAUGCUGGCGUGCAGCGUGCUCAUGUGCGGCCUCCUCUACUUCCUCGACACCGCCAGGGAGCGCGCCACCGUGACCACCAGCAUCCACCAUGGUCACAAGGACAGCACCGUGUAACCGCGUACUAUUCUCGAUCGGUUGCAUGUAUGUACAUCUAUAGAACCAACGAUUGUUUUGCUCUAGUAAUGAACUCGCCACAACAAAGAGUAGGUCAUCUUUCGAAAGAGAUUUCAAAAUACAGCUUAAUAGAUGAAUAAAAUGUUGUCUUAGGGAGGUAAUGUGUUUAACUUUUUGAACUAGAAAAUUUAAUGGCUGAGAUUAAAAAAAGGGGAUAAACUAAAAUUUUAUAGAUUUUUGAGUUACAAAUAUAUAAGAGCUAGAUAGGGUUGUAAAAAACCAAUGAUCUUGGUCCAUCACCGCAUAUAGUUUUGUCCUCUUUUACUUUUACUUUUACUGAGUACUACUUGCGCGUUUAGUAGGCACGCGUACCACACGUUUGUUUGGCUAGUUAUCAUGCUAUUGAUGUUGAAAAUAAUUAACAACGUGUCA